AUAAAAACCAGCAGUCUACUUCAGGCUGUUGCUGGAGCCACAUUCUUUUGCUGGUGUGCUGUCCAGCUGCUGGGAGUGUGGUGCUCUCCAAGGUGCUGAAAUUCUGUGCUCACCCCUGUCUAAGAUCCUCUGUUCACCAUUCCGGAGAAGUACCCCUUGGUUUAUUUCCUCAUAAGGACUCUCAGACUCUCCUUUCCUCCGUGCAAUAAUGAUGGAGAAUGAAGCCUUCGCCUCUUUCGUCGUCUUUGGCACCCUUCUGGUCCUGAAAAUGUACCUCCUGGCUGUCAUCACCGGACAAGUGAGACUUCGGAAGAAGGCCUUUGCCAACCCUGAAGAUGCUCUCCGGCAUGGAGGCCUGCAAUACCACCGAGGAGACCCUGAUGUGGAAAGAUGUCUCAGGGCUCACCGCAAUGAUAUGGAGAACAUCUACCCUUUCCUCUUCCUUGGGGCCGUCUACUCCCUCCUGCGCCCCAAUCCCGUUGUGGCUCGGAUCCACUUCUUGAUCUUCUUCAUCGGCCGGAUCGUCCACACGGUGGCCUACCUCCUGAAGCUGAGAGCCCCCACCCGCUCCGUGGCCUACAGCGUGGCCCAGUUACCCUGCUUCUCCAUGGCCUUACAGAUCCUCUACGCACUUGUAAAAGGCUGGUGAUCACCCAGCAGCCCGGCAGCAAUUUGAUGUGAUGGAGAUUGGGAAAAGACAGACAGUAGACCCCGUCCAAGCAGGCGGGUGUGCGAACUCUUCCGUUUCCUUGCUUUUUGGCAUUCGAAUUCCAUUUCUUCCGCCUUUGUCUGGAAUCUGGAUGGAGCUCAGCUCACAUUUACGCUGCUUGUAAACCUUUUCUUCCAAAGAUACCUUCCCGUGGUGAGAUGCAGAUCCAUCAGUGCUCAAUAAAAGCAUUUCCUCCCAGAAGAAAAUGUCUCUAAUUUUGAGCUGCAACGAUCAACAAGCUGGAAGAGGCCUCGGAGGUCCAAUCGUUCACCUCCCUGCUCCAAGCACAAAUCUGCUACAGCACGCCUGCCGGAUAGCCGUCUAGCCUCUUGGAAAUCCUCCAAUGAAGGAGUGCCUGCCAUUUCAUGAGGCAGGCUGUUCCACAGCCUGUUAGGACAUUCUUCCUAAGUGAUUAGCUUAAAUCUGCUCCCUUGUGAUUUCUUGGUUCUGCCCUCAGGGGAAACUCAGAACAAGUCAGCUCAUUUUUAAUGUGGAAAGAGAGGGCGCAGGCAUGCUCCAAAGGCCAUAACUUCAGGGAGUUGUUGCAUCACUGCUACAACUUCUAUUAAUAGAAGGAGAUUUCUCUUAACUUGGAUUUGCCUGCAAACAUUCUUAAGAUUAUUUCCCCUUAUUGAAUUUCCUGUUUGCCAAAGUUUCCAGUUAUGAUUCUCGAAGACCACAGCCCCAAGCAAAUUUACUGGGGAGUAAGUUCCACUUCUAAGUGGAUCUUACUUUUGAGUAGACGCACUGUGCUAUGAGUUUGCCUCUAAGGUACCAGUGAAGGUAUCACACCCGUGUUUUCGAAACCUUUUCUCAAUUAAAAUUCACCCUAUGCUUCAUGCUUA
This is a messenger RNA of Hemicordylus capensis (graceful crag lizard), 1554 nucleotides long. RefSeq names its product prostaglandin E synthase (gene PTGES). Lineage: Eukaryota; Metazoa; Chordata; Lepidosauria; Squamata; Cordylidae. The record is from RefSeq and is a predicted model, not a curated record. The transcript is spliced from 4 exons. Bases 209 to 649 code for a protein of 146 amino acids. Gene Ontology annotation, cellular component: membrane. Gene Ontology annotation, molecular function: prostaglandin-E synthase activity. Gene Ontology annotation, biological process: prostaglandin biosynthetic process.